Leptomonas pyrrhocoris is the source of this 928-nucleotide messenger RNA. Its product is annotated as putative mitochondrial Dephospho-CoA kinase. NCBI's taxonomy places the organism in Eukaryota, Euglenozoa, Kinetoplastea, Trypanosomatida, Trypanosomatidae. Bases 194 to 928 code for a protein of 244 amino acids. Gene Ontology annotation, biological process: coenzyme A biosynthetic process. Gene Ontology annotation, molecular function: ATP binding; dephospho-CoA kinase activity. The record is from RefSeq and is a predicted model, not a curated record. The transcript has a single exon.
AGAGCGAGCGAGGAAUGAAGGCACUGAGGCUGCAUGGAAACUGUCACGCUGUUGCGUUCAACGUAAUUACGAUAGCACCGGUUACUUCUUAUACAUGUUCCAUUAGGAAGUAAAAAUAAGAGGCAAUUGAACCAUAAUUUGCUAACGAGUGAGAAGCCACAAAAACGCACGCUAAAUAGGAAAAUAAUACACAAUGAUUCUCAUCGGCCUCACAGGCGGCAUCGCAUGCGGCAAGUCGUCCGUGUCGAAGCUCUUGGCGGAAGAGCAUCACAUUGAAAUCAUUGACGCGGACCUUAUCGUGCGCGAAUUGCAAGCUCCCAACGCUCCAUGCACCCGCCAAAUUGCAGCGCGGUGGCCGCACUGCGUCGACCCCGCCACGGGCGAGCUCCUUCGGCCGGCGAUGGCGAGACUGGUCUUUAGCGAUGCACAGGUGCGCAAAGAGCUCGGGAAAAUAAUGAAUCCGGCGAUUUUCAGAGCCAUCAUGAAGCGCAUUGUUGCUGCGUGGUGGCGCGAUGUGAAGCGCAUCGUGUCCUCGCACCCGCCUUCCAUUGUGGUGCUGGAUGCGCCGACGCUGCUUGAAACCAAAACGUUCACUUACUUUGUGAGCAACUCCGUGGUGGUCAGCUGCUCUGAGGAGCGGCAGAUCGAGCGUCUUCGCCGUCGCAACAACUUCUCGAAGGAAGAAGCUGUCCAACGUAUUCAAAGUCAAAUGCCGCUUUCUGUGAAACGGCAGCUGGCAGGCUAUGUGAUUGAAAACGACUCCGCCGAUGACUUUGAUGCGCUCCGCGGAGCUGUGCAGGACUGUGUCGGGUGGAUGUCGCAGCAGUCAAGCCUGCGUCUUUCGUACAUGUUUGGCGGCGUCGUCGUCGCGGGGGUUAGCGUUGUGGCAGUGGUGUGCUAUGUUGGCGUGAAGCUGUUUGCCGUUUAA